Didymodactylos carnosus is the source of this 666-nucleotide messenger RNA. NCBI's taxonomy places the organism in Eukaryota, Metazoa, Rotifera, Eurotatoria, Philodinida, Philodinidae. The record is from the annotation of a GenBank genome assembly.
AUGUCCGAUAGAACAAGUUUUUUAAUCGAACGCUAUCAAGCACAACAGCAAUUAAGCUUAGUAUCAGAUGGUUAUCAAAAAUUCGAUCGAUCAAGUGUAUGGUCAUCAGGGCCAAUUCGAAAUUCUGCAAUUCAUCCACAAUUCGGAUUUCAAACUUCCAGCACUCUGCAAACUACAGCUUCUUCGACAACGUCAUCUUCGACAACGUCAACGACAGAAACAACAUCUACAAGCACGACAACAUCUACAACGCCAGUAUGUGCCGUUCAAAUAUAUAACCAAAGUUUUACAGGCGGUGCUAUUGCAACAAGCCAAUGUACGGCAUGGAACACAUUUCGAACGUUGUUAGUUUGCCAAACUUAUUCAUUAUUAACAUUAAGUGGUUCACUGGAUACGACAGGCUUUAGUAUUAAUGACUCGGCGGUCGUUAAUAACAUUACAACAGCAUUAAGAACGAAUGUAACGUAUGGUCCGAUAACAUCGAAUGGUCACUCAUGGACGGUAUAUUUUUGUGCUGGUGGAAUAGAAUUUAGUGGAAAUGGUGAGUGUAACUGUGGAUCUACAUAUACUAUACGGCCGUGUAUAUCAACGAGUCAAUGGGGAGGAAUUAAUGACGGAACAAGUUGUACGGCAUCAAGCCAGACUAUGUCAGUAACAGUACAAUAG